AUGGACUCCGACAUGAAGAAAGACUACGACGACACGAUGAAAGUCGAUACGGCAGCCCCUGCCAACGCCGAUGAUGCGCGUCUCGCGCAGCUGGGCCAUACCCAGGAGCUCAACCGCCAGUUCUCGCUCCUUACGCUGGGUGCGCUUUGCAUCUGCUUGAUGGGCACUUGGGAGGCCUUGUCCAGUGUCAUUGCAACGGCGUUGUUGAGCGGCGGCGCGCCGUGCCUGUUCUAUAACCUUGUGCUUUCCAUCAUAUGCACUCUCUGCAUUGCCUGCUCGUUGGCAGAAAUCGCUUCCAUCUACCCAACUGCAGGAGGACAGUACCACUGGGUUGCAGCACUCUGUCCCGCAUCUUCCAGAUCCGCGGCUUCCUUCAUGACGGGCUGGAUCUCGGUUGGAGGCCAAGUCGUCUUGACCUCUUCCGCAGCAUUUGCUGCCGGUCUUCAGCUGCAGGCCCUAAUUACCCUCAACAACGAUUCAUACACUGCGGCAAGAUGGCAGGGCAUGCUGUUCUACUGGGCGAUUCUAGUUUACGCCAUGGCCAUUAAUAUCUGGGGAGCCAAGCUGCUACCCACUGCGAACCUCCUCUCAGGUGUCAUCCAUGUCGUCGGUUUUGUCGUAAUCCUUAUUGUCCUUGGAGUCCUGGCCCCGAAAAACACUGCGUCUUUCGUCUUUACUGAAUUCGUCAACUCAAGCGGCUGGGACAACGACGGAGUAUCAUGGCUGGUCGGACUCUUGAGCGCCGUGUAUCCCUUCCUUGGUUACGAUGCCGCCUGCCAUCUUGCCGAGGAGAUGCCAAAUGCCAGCCGAAACGUUCCCAUCGCUAUGAUUGGCAGUGUGGUUGCCAACGGAUUCAUGGGUCUCGUUUACGGAAUCAUGCUCCUCUUCUCCACCAGCUCCCUUGCAGCGCUCCUCGAGACGAAGACUGGAUUUCCAUUCAUGCAAAUCUACUACGACGUGACGAAAAGCAAGGCUGGGGCUUCGGUGAUGUCUCUCGUCAUCAGUGCAACUGCCACGGCUGCCACGGUAGCUGGCGUCACCUCGACAUCGAGAACUCUAUGGGCCUUUGCUCGAGAUCGAGCUACGCCGUACGACCAAUAUCUGAGCAAGGUCAACAAGAGCACGCAGAUCCCAGUGCGAUCUGUCGUACUAGUUACAGUGCUUCAAAUGCUGCUCGGGUUCAUCUACAUCGGAAACACAACCGCAUUCAACGCUAUUCUGUCCAUGUCAAUCAUCGGAAUGUACGCGAGCUAUAUGAUUCCCAUCAUUUACAUGCUCAUCUUUGGCCGAAAGGUCUUGUCUCCAUCAGAGUACGGUCCUUUUAAACUGGGCUCUGCGCUUGGCCCUAUCUUGAACGUCAUCAGCCUGGUAUGGAUUGUGGUGGUCAUCAUUUUCAGCACAUUUCCCAGUGCAAUGCCCGUCACGCCCCAAAACAUGAACUACUCGGUUGUCGUCAUCGCAGGGUGGCUCUUCUUUGGUAUCAUCUACUACGUUGGUUUUGCCAAGAAGAAGUUCGAAGUGCCGGUCGUCAGUUGCAAUGUUGUUACGGGGAUUCCAGUCGCAGAAAGCAGUUGCUGA
Molecule: messenger RNA, 1578 nt
Organism: Ilyonectria robusta
Lineage: Eukaryota; Fungi; Ascomycota; Sordariomycetes; Hypocreales; Nectriaceae
Product: amino acid permease
Exons: 5
Coding region: 1-1578 (525 amino acids)
Biological process (GO): transmembrane transport
Cellular component (GO): membrane
Molecular function (GO): transmembrane transporter activity
Source: RefSeq, a predicted model, not a curated record